CAGCCUGAGGGACCCUGACAUGUCAUGUUUUAAUACUUUGGUUGUCUGUUGGCAACUAGGCAAGUCAUAAAACACACAGACAGUCAGUUUAAACAUUAACUCAGGACCAGAGUUUACUGUCCAGAGCUGAAUGUUGCUUAUAGCCGGAUCUUUCUCUGUCCCUGUCACACUCUGAGAAAAUCCAGACACCAGUAUGAGCAACUUUGGGCAAAUCCUUAAGGAGGUCGGGGAGUUCGGGUUUUUUCAGAAACGUUUAGUUGCUGCAUUAUGCAUACCCAGCUUUUUUGUAGCUUUCGAUGUGAUCGGGCAGGUGUUUACGGGUAUGAACUUCCCACAUCACUGUAACACUGACUGGAUCUUGGAGCGUGGGCCAAACCUGACGGAUGAGAGACAGAAAAAUCUCACUCUCCCAGUGAACGAUGGAAAAUAUGAAAGCUGUAAAAUGUUCACACCUGUGGAUUUGGAUCUGGAAACCAUUGAAGCAUAUGGGCUUAACACUACAACUGGAUGCAUUAACGGAACAGAUUUUGAGGCACCCGAAGGUACAGCGAGCAUUGUCACUGAGUUUAACCUGGUGUGUGACAGGAGCAGCCUGAUUGAGGCGUCACAGUCCAUCUACAUGGCCGGUCUUCUGGUCGGAGCGCUGGUGUUGGGGCCAAUGGCUGACAGGUUUGGUCGACGAUUUGUGGUCCUGCUUUCACUCCUUUUCCUCAUGUUGUUUGGUGUCUCUUCUGGUUUAUCACCCAACAUCUAUGUUUAUAUGGUUCUCAAAUUUGGAGGUGGCGUCUCCACUUCAGGCAUUCUUGCUAAUGCAUUUGUGAUCGGUGGAGAGUGGAGUGAUUCUUCCAAGUUUGCUCUCUGCACCAUUAUGUGCCACUUAUCUUUCCCUUUUGGACUGAUGACAUUGUCUGGCAUCGCCUAUCUUAUCCGCAACUGGAGGAUCCUGCAGUUCGUGCUUUUCAGCCCUCUUGUGGUGGUCCUGGUGAUCUUUUACUGGAUUCUCCCAGAGUCAGCUCGUUGGCUCAUCACUCAGGGCAGGAAGAAGGAGGCGAUAAAGGAGGUCAGGAGGGCCGCCAAGGUGAACGGGAGGACGGUCCCUGAAGAUCUGCUCGAUAAGCUGGAGGUUGGGGAUACAUCCAAAAGAGGAAGCAUGCUGGACCUCUUCAGGAUAUCAUAUUUGAGAAAACGAGCAUUGAUAAUGAGCUUUGUUUGGUUUGCAACAAGUCUGGUGUACUAUGGACUGAGCCUGAAUGUUGGCCACUUUGGCCUGAAUAUCUACCUCACACAGUUCAUCUUUGGCGCAGUAGAAUUCCCUGCACGUCUGGGCAGUUUGGGUCUUAUUCAGCGCUUUGGGAGGAAAAUAUGUGAAGCAGUGGUCCUGUGUUUUUCAGGCGCUGCUUGUCUUGUGAUCCUUGCUAUUCCAGAAGAUCUUCCUGUAGUGGUCACAGUCAUAGCCGUACUGGGAAAAUUUACAGCCACCACCAGUUUCUCCAUAAUCUAUGUUUAUACAGCAGAACUAUACCCUACCACUCUAAGGCAGAAUGGUCUCGGUCUGAACUCCACGUGUGCUCGUGUGGCGGGCAUCCUCGCUCCACUGAUCAGGCUGCUGGACGCCUACCAUUACUCCAUCCCCAUGGUGAUAUACGGCAUUGUCCCUAUUGCUGCCGGAGGAUUCUGUUUAUUACUGCCUGAAACCCUCAAUGUUGAACUCCAGGAUCACGCUGAGCUCAGUAAACCUGAAAAUGGCACUGAAACAAUAUCUUUUACUAAAGAGCAAAAAUCUGAGAAGAGCACAAGAAUGUAACUUACAUGGAUGUGUUGGUUUUUCACUUUUUGGCAUGUAAAAAGGAAAUUGUUUGCCUGCUUUUAGCUGAUAACCUGUGACAAAGAAUGUAUAAGAAUGCAGUUACUUGGGUGGAAAGCACAAAUUGAAUCACUUUAAAUUAUCCAACAUUAGAUUUUUUGUUGUUACAAUGUGUUAAAAAAAAGUUAAACUACUUAUAGAUUUGUAUAAAGAGUAAAUUAAAUUAUGUAUAUUUGCUGAACACUUUUCUUAUGUUUAAUCACCCAAAGUAAAUUGUUUAAUACUGUUUGUUAUUCUCUUCCCCUGGAUGUAUUCUCUCUGUAUUUUUUUAGUUGCAACAAAUCACAGAACCUUGUGUAAAAUAAUAAUAAUCAAUAUUUCAUAGCACAAUUUAACUAACAACAUCAAGUCACUCUUGUUCAACUUUGAGCUGCUAUUGGUGGAGUCUUUAUAACAGUUGUUCCCUAAUUUAAUAUCCACGGAUUUGCUUAACUCAAAAUCCGUGGAAUAGCCACGGAAUAACUCAAAUUUCCGUGAAACUGACACGGAUUUCGCUACAAUGCAAGUUAAUGACAGUCAUAUCCCGUGGCUAUACAAAGUGAUUAUGUACAUUCACUGAGUGAAUAUUUAGAAAAUAAAACAUAUAUUCCUCGCUAGAAAUGUGAUCAAAAUCCAUUUUCAAAAGUCAAAAUAUUGAUUUUUUUCACUAAAAAUUAGAUAACUGUCCGCCAUGUGUUUUGUUCUGACCGCCGGGACCUUGAAAGUCAUGUGACUUGGAACAAACCAAUAGGAAAAAAUAUCCAUGGAAUAGCCACGGGAUAUGACUGUCAUUAACUUGCAUUGUAGCGAAAUCCGUGUCAGUUUCACGGAAAUUUGAGUGAUUCGAUGGCUAUUCCAUGGAUUUUGAGUUAAGCGAAUCCGUGGCUAUUUCACGGAUUCCUGUGAGACCAGGUUAAUUUAAAGACAUAUCACACUGUUUUGAUGUGCUGGGUUAAAUGAAUUAAUAAGAUGAAUUAUAUUUACCUAGUCGUACUGUACAUUGACUGAUAGAUGACUAUCUUCCAUUUCCCGCUGCACUUUAAUGAGGAACAACUGCAAACUGCAUUUUCAGGCAGAUCCUAAAAGAGAUUAUGGAGUUUGGUUUGUUUCAGUCACAGUGAUGGGCUGCACUGUGUUUUCAGCUUUCAAUGUGCUGGUUCAGGUGUGGAUGAACUUUACACAUCACUGAUAUUCAAGCACCUGACGAAUUAGAGGCAAAGAUAUCUCACCGUCAGAAGUUAUUAAAACUGUAAAAUGUUUGGAUCACUGAGAUAGUCAGAAUUGAAAAAAAAGUUCAGAAAAUCAAAUGUCAGGGAACAAAUGAGGGACUUAUGUGGGAAAAAAGCCACAGGGGAAACCAAGUGAGAGGAUUGAGUUAAUUGCAAGGCCUGAGGGGACGGCACGACCCAAAAUAACACACACACACCUCAACACCCUAUCUCACCUGAUAAAGAAAGGAAGCUAUGUGAGAUUGCUUUUGUAAACAUUGUUGUGUUACAAGUGCUUUAUGAAUAAAGUUGAAUUGACCGGAGCUGAGAUUUACAACUGGUAAAAAUUUCAAAAUUAAAGCCUGCAAUUCAGAUAUUUAUUAAGUAAUUUUAUUUAUCUUGAAAAAAAUGGCUGAACGAGAGACUGCUUCAUGUUCCAGCUCACACAUUAUGUCUCAAAUAAGCACCACAAAUAAAAAAAUAAAAAUAAAAUCAAACUUUAAUUUCUAGAUAUAGCGACAUUUCUGAAUUUUAUUUAUCUUUGCAAGUUUAAUUUAAAAAUGAAUUAGUGUUGGUACUCUGAGUGCAUUUACUUUCUCCAUAAGUUGAUUUAAGGUGAGUCGAGUUAUAUUGUCCUUUACAUCAUAUUGUCCAUCCCAACUUUAACAACUGGUGGUGCUGUUUUCCCUACUAAAAAUAAGUUAUACAUUCAUUACCAUAAUCACACUCUUCAAUUGCACUUGGUUACAUAUUAAUUUAAGUCAUAUGAAUAAUAUAAACAUAUAAGACUUGAACAGGUCCAAGUCCAAAAGGGGAAUUCAAAUUCAAAAGGGUGUGUGUGUGUGUGUGUG
Molecule: messenger RNA, 3902 nt
Organism: Centropristis striata (black sea bass)
Lineage: Eukaryota; Metazoa; Chordata; Actinopteri; Perciformes; Serranidae
Product: solute carrier family 22 member 13-like
Exons: 10
Coding region: 194-1804 (536 amino acids)
Biological process (GO): transmembrane transport
Cellular component (GO): membrane
Molecular function (GO): transmembrane transporter activity
Source: RefSeq, a predicted model, not a curated record